Euleptes europaea (tarantolino) is the source of this 610-nucleotide messenger RNA. RefSeq names its product vesicle associated membrane protein 4 (gene VAMP4). The transcript is spliced from 7 exons. The record is from RefSeq and is a predicted model, not a curated record. Gene Ontology annotation, biological process: vesicle-mediated transport; Golgi ribbon formation. Bases 21 to 446 code for a protein of 141 amino acids. Gene Ontology annotation, cellular component: membrane. NCBI's taxonomy places the organism in Eukaryota, Metazoa, Chordata, Lepidosauria, Squamata, Sphaerodactylidae.
AGCAACGACUGUGUGAAAAUAUGCCUCCAAAAUUCAAGCGCCACCUCAAUGAUGAUGAUGUUACUGGGUCAGUGAAAAGUGAGAGGAGAAACCUCCUGGAGGAAGAUUCAGAUGAAGAGGAGGACUUUUUCUUGAGAGGUCCAUCGGGUCCAAGGUUUGGACCCAAGAAUGACAAGAUCAGGCAUGUCCAAAACCAAGUUGACGAGGUCAUUGAUGUCAUGCAAGAAAACAUUACGAAGGUGAUAGAAAGGGGAGAGCGGCUGGACGACUUGCAGGAUAAAUCAGAGAGCUUAUCGGACAACGCAACAGCUUUCAGCAACCGAUCUAAACAGCUCCGAAGACAGAUGUGGUGGCGUGGCUGCAAGAUGAAGGCCAUUGUGGCACUGGUUGCUGUUGCCGUUCUCCUAGUGAUUAUUGUUCCCAUCAUCCUCAAGUACCACACCUGACUUGCUGAUGGAGUUUGCUGUGGACGUGGCUUUGGGAUGACAGCAAAGCAAGCGGCUGCGUGCUUUCAGUGGAACAUAACAUGUAUAUAGCUUUGAAGUGUUUCUUUCCUCGGAGGCAAGUGACCCAUUCUGAUGAGGGCGUUUGGAGGACCUGACAAAUCAUC